AUGACCUAUCGUGUCUACGCCUGCGGCUCCAACGGAAACUUCCAGCUCGGGCUCGACGACAACGAGGACCGCAGCCGGCUCCAAUGCGCCCAAUUUCAGACUGAAGAAGGCCGCACCACAUACCUAAACGUCAGGCCCAUCAAGAUUGCCUGUGGUGGAAACCACACGCUCGUGCUUCUGGAGAACGGACAGGUUUUCGGGGCUGGCUCAAGCCGUCAUGGACAGCUGGCCUGUUUUCAAGAAUAUUUGCCUGUUUUUCGAAAGCUCGAUCUUCCGGUCAAGGUCAAAGACGUGGUAGCAGGCUGGAACUACACCGUAUUCAUUUCAGCAGAUGACGAGGUGUAUACCUGCGGACAGGGCUUUACAGGCGAGUUGGGGCUCGGGAAAACACAUCUUGAGGCUCUGCCGACCAAAAUAGUGUUGCCAGACAACGGCCGCAUCGUCAAGGCCGGGUCCUCGCUCCACAACGUCGUUAUACAGUUUGAGAACGGAGAGCUCUAUGGCUUUGGAAAUAAUAAGAAGGGCCAGCUGCUUGACGGACCCAAAGUGCUAUGGAUUCCUACGAAGCUUCCUAUGCAUGCUUGCGAUUUUGCGCUAGCACGCGAUUUUGCUGUGUUUUUGAGCGACGGGCGGCCGCUUCUUCAAGGAAAAGACCAGCACGGAAUAGCAGAACGGCUCCAAGCUGUUAACCAUGUAGACCGCAUCUGGGCCAUGUGGAGCUCUGUUCAUCUUCUCUCUGGCCGGCAACUUGUCUCAUAUGGGAACAACUCGCAUGGCCAACUGGCUCCUGCCACUACCGUCGACAAGCCCUUGAAAAUUGCUAUUGGAAGCGAACACGGUCUUUUGGCUGAAGAAUUCAAGGUAUUCGCCUGGGGAUGGGGAGAGCACGGGAACUGCGGCGAGCACCAGACAAGAAAAGCAGGCGUCACGUUUGACUACAUGAACGAGAUCUACACUGAACGACAUGCCGUCGCGGAUGUGUUUGCGGGCUGCGCAACGUCGUGGGUAGUUGCCCAGUGCAGCGAGAACGUCUAG
This is a messenger RNA of Ogataea haglerorum, 1035 nucleotides long. RefSeq lists its product as uncharacterized. NCBI's taxonomy places the organism in Eukaryota, Fungi, Ascomycota, Pichiomycetes, Pichiales, Pichiaceae. The record is from RefSeq and is a predicted model, not a curated record. The coding region runs from base 1 to 1035 and encodes 344 amino acids. The transcript has a single exon.